Ruditapes philippinarum (Manila clam) is the source of this 1851-nucleotide messenger RNA. RefSeq names its product BTB/POZ domain-containing protein 6-like. Gene Ontology annotation, biological process: neurogenesis. The transcript is spliced from 2 exons. The record is from RefSeq and is a predicted model, not a curated record. Lineage: Eukaryota; Metazoa; Mollusca; Bivalvia; Venerida; Veneridae. Gene Ontology annotation, cellular component: cytosol. Gene Ontology annotation, molecular function: protein binding. Bases 42 to 1346 code for a protein of 434 amino acids.
AGAUAUUGCAUAUCUUCUUGCUGAGUUAAAACCCAACAAACAUGACAUGCUCAAAAGAACCUGCGUGGCAAUCCAACAGAUUGUUUGAGGAGACAAACCUGCGAAUGUUGCAAGAUGAAAGACUUUGUGACGUCACUUUUCUUGUAGGAACCGUGAAGGAAGAAAAAAUAAUGGCGCACCGAUUCAUAUUAGCAAGCAGAAGUCCUGUCUUCUUUACAAUGUUUUGUGGAUCACUUCCAGAGACCAGUCAAACAAUUGGUGUUCCUGAUAUUGAACCUGCUAUAUUCCGCGAUUUGUUAAGGUAUAUUUAUACGGAAGACUGCAGUCUUAAUGAACAUAAAGCAAUUGCUCUUCUGUACUGUUCAAAAAAGUAUGAACUGGAGCGUCUCAGAGAAGCAUGCCAAAAGUUCCUUAACACAAAUAUUUCUUCCGACAACGUUUGUACAAUUUUGCAACAUGCUGUUCAAUUUGACGAAGUUGAUUUAGAAAACAGAUGCCUUACGUUUGUGACGGAGAACGCUGAGACAGUGUUUAAAUCUGAUGGUCUGUCUACUCUUUCUAAAGAAGUUUUAAAGAAAGUUAUUGAAUCAGAUGAACUUAUUGCAGAUGAAUUAUGUGUAUACAAUGCAUGCAAGAAAUGGGCAAUUGCACAGUGUAAUAGUAAAAGUGAUAAUCAUGAGCAUUCAGAGCUUGAUCAAAGGCGUGCGUUAGGGGACCUCAUAUAUUCAGUGAGGUUUGCUACAAUGUCGUUCCAAACAUUUGCAGAGAGUGUAGCCGUUGAAGAUAUACUGACGCCAGAAGAAAAAGUGUUUGUAUUUCAAUUUUUAGCAGGAAUAGUUAGCAAGAAAACAUCAUUUCCGUUUCAAGCAAUAUCAAAAAAUCGAAAUUAUAGAACGAAAAUUGUGGAAGUACAAAGAUUUGGACCGAAUUAUUAUCAGCACUGGAUCUAUUGCGGACAUCCCGAUGUUUUGAACUUCAAAGUGUCCAUUCCAUGUAAGAUUGUAGGUGUAAGUUUGUUUGCUCCUUGUUCGGCAGGUAUUUUAGAGGGCACAAUUGGUUUGCAAAAUGACACAUCUGUAUUGACAACGGAAAAGAAUAUAAAGAUAAUGUAUGGGGUGUCAAAGUAUUAUGAAACUGUUUUGUUCGACAAACCAGUCGAUAUUGAACCAGAAAGAAUUUACUCCAUAUUCGCCUUACUCAAAGCUGAGAAAACAUAUUAUGGAAAUGGUGGGAAAGUAAAAGUCGUUUCAGGACCACUUGAAGUUGUAUUUUCACACAACGGUAAUAGUACAAAUAAAACAUCUGACACGCGAGGACAAUUCCACUCGAUUACUUUCGAGUUCUAACCGCAACAUUAAUUUGAAUGGUAUACAAUUGCACAUAUCUUUUGUGCAGAUCUAGUGAUGUUAUCACACUCAUAUGCAAAAAUCGUUUACCUUUAUUAUUGAAGAUUGUAAGUCAACUUUGUGAAAACUUGAAACAACGUCUUUGACAAGAAUUCGUGCGUAUGAAUAAAAAAUGUAUUUGUCAACAUUUCACCGAUGAGCGUUGACACUUCUGCAUAGCAAAGGCGUGUUAUGUUAUAGAAAUUGAAGUUGAAUGAAACUUGGAAUGAGAAACAAUUUAAAAUUAAAUUUCAUUCAAAGUUGUUUCUUUUGUAUUAUUUAUUGCUUAAAAUUUGAUUUUUCAAUAUUAUGUCUGUCCAAGAUGUUGCAAAAACGCAAUUGUAAAACCUGAAGGGAUUUGUUGUAAAUACUCGUGCAUUUAUAUGCUAUCAUUGAAGUAACUGACAAUCAUGUAUAUAAUAAGAUUUCAGAUAAUUGUAUUAUCACAUGUAAGAAUUUCUUUAGG